AUGGUCAAGACUAAGAAGUCCGGUGACACCCUCUCCUCGCGCCUGGCGCUUGUGAUGAAGUCUGGCAAGGUUACCAUGGGUACCAAGUCCACCAUGAAGACUCUCCGCUCUGGCAAGGCCAAGCUCGUCCUCAUCUCCGGAAACUGCCCUCCUCUGCGCAAGUCCGAGCUUGAGUACUACGCCAUGCUCGCCAAGACCCCCGUUCACCACUUCAACGGCAACAACAUUGAGCUCGGUACCGCUUGCGGUAAGCUCUUCCGCUGCUCCGCCAUGGCUAUCCUCGAUGCCGGUGACUCCGACAUCCUGAGCCGUGAGGCUUAA
Messenger RNA from Penicillium hordei, 321 nucleotides. Its product is annotated as 60S ribosomal protein eL30. The transcript has 3 exons. Bases 1 to 321 code for a protein of 106 amino acids. The record is from RefSeq and is a predicted model, not a curated record. Gene Ontology annotation, cellular component: cytosolic large ribosomal subunit. Gene Ontology annotation, molecular function: structural constituent of ribosome; RNA binding. Lineage: Eukaryota; Fungi; Ascomycota; Eurotiomycetes; Eurotiales; Aspergillaceae.